This is a messenger RNA of Paramecium octaurelia, 1289 nucleotides long. Lineage: Eukaryota; Ciliophora; Oligohymenophorea; Peniculida; Parameciidae. The record is from the annotation of a GenBank genome assembly.
AUGAAUCGAGAUAUUAUUUACACUUUCGAUGUAAACAACACAAAAAAUAAUUUUUCCCGAACUCUCUAUUUGUAUGACAAAAAGAUAGUGAUCAGCAGCACAUAAUAGGAUUAGACAACAAACGAUGCUGUUCAGGAAUAAAAUGGUAGAUCUAUUGACCUUAGUUCUUUUUCAACUACGAUUAGUUGGAUAUUUAAGUAUUUUACAUAAUAUAAAUUGAAGUGAAACAAUAAUUGAAGGGUUUAAAGUAUCGUAUUAUUGUCGUUUAUCGAGUGCUUAAAAGUCCUUAACUUACAGAGGCGAGGCAGAAAAUAUGAAGCAAUUAAAGAAAUUACUGGAUUGCAAAGUGCUGUACACCGACUUCAAUAAUGAUUACCUGUUUGUUAGUUCAUUACAUUCUAAAGAGGAUGCUGAAGUACUAUUUUUAGAAGUACAAUGAUUAGAUAUAAAAAUAUGUUCAAAAAGCCACAGGACAAGAAAAACUGAUAAAAAAAGUGAAUUUAAAGAUGAAUUAAUAAGUAUACUAUUAAUAUUUAUUUAAGUCUAAACUUGAAAAGGAGGUUAAUAUACUUUUUGAAUUAAAAUAAUAAAAACAUAAAAGUAUUCUCGAAAUAGAUGAAAUUUAUAAAGAAUCAAAUGAAAUCAUCUUUAUAAUGAAAUAUUGUAGGGGAGGAACUCUAUAUAGUUACAUAUUAGAAAGAAAAUAACAAUUUGAAUAAUCAGAGAUAAAAUGUAUCAUGAAGAGGCUAUUGAAAGGAGUGAAACACUUACAUAAGCUAGGAAUUAUUCAUAGAGAUCUAAAACUAGAUAAUAUUGUUUUGGAGAAUGAAAAUGAUAUAAAGUCUAUAAAAAUAAUCGACUUUGGAUUUGCUGUAGAAUUUGGCUAUUAAAACAUAAUGAGAUGUGGUACUCCUGGAUACAUGGCUCCUGAGAUUUUAAAUUAAGAGGAUUAUAAUGAAUUAGUGGAUAUUUAUAGUUUAGGAAGUGUGUUUCAUGCUUUGUCCUCUGGAUAAAAGUUGUACCCAGAAUAUAAGGAUAAAAAUCAUUUAGUUUUCUUAAAUAAAUUAAAUAAAUAUAAAGUAUCUUCUAAGAUAAUAGAUACUGAAUAAAGAUAGCUCCUACUUUUGAUGAUCGGACAUAAGAAACAUCGACCUUCAGCUUCUCUUUGUUUGAAGCACUAGUUUUUCAGAAAAAGAUCUGAAAUAUCUCAUCCAAUAGAAAGUUAACUAAAACUUUUAAACUUUCCAACACUAAAAAACCCUUUUAGAAAGUAAUCUAUAAAGUAUUGA